This is a messenger RNA of Gadus chalcogrammus (walleye pollock), 2495 nucleotides long. RefSeq names its product origin recognition complex, subunit 6 (gene orc6). Gene Ontology annotation, cellular component: nuclear origin of replication recognition complex. Gene Ontology annotation, biological process: DNA replication; DNA replication initiation. The transcript has 7 exons. NCBI's taxonomy places the organism in Eukaryota, Metazoa, Chordata, Actinopteri, Gadiformes, Gadidae. The coding region runs from base 133 to 945 and encodes 270 amino acids. The record is from RefSeq and is a predicted model, not a curated record. Gene Ontology annotation, molecular function: DNA binding.
CUCACCGAAGCAGCCAAUCAGCAUGCGAAUGUGUCUUUUUUAGCCAUUUUUUCCGCGAAAAAACCUUCUACCAAGAUGUAUGCAAGUCAGCUCCAACUUUAGCUUUGUCUGGAACGUUUGAAUAUAGUCUAAAUGGAGAUGGAAAUAUUUGCAAAGCUUGCUGGCAAAAUGGGUAUCGGUUCUGCGAAAUUAAUUCGAAAGGCAGAAGAAUACGGCCGUUUGUCUCAGGUGAAGUGCAUGGCUCUUAACAAAGUUACACCAACCAGUGAAGCAGUGAUAUGUCUAGAUUUGGCAGCGUCCUACAUGAAGAUGCCUCUCGACAAAGAAUAUGCCAUCAAACUCUCUGGGAUAACUAAGAAGCUGUACCUGAGUAACCUUAAGGCAAUGGAGUGUUUGAUGGGUCUGGAACGUCACCUAGGUCUUAGUGAGCUGGGUGUUCAAUAUGGCUGCAUGGAGGCAGUUGGAGUUGCUACACAAAUACUGGAAAGGUACAAAAAAAGCCUCCCUUCUGCUCAGCAACAGGACCUGGACCUGUCUAAACCUCUUUUCACCACCACAGCUCUCUACUCGGCCUGCAGAUGCCUAAAGAUACAAGUUGACCAAAAGCUGGCAGCGUCGUCUGGUGCCAAGAAGGCUGUCUUUGGUCGUCUUUCUGUCCAAUUCCAGAGUUUUGGACAGGACAUCUGCAAGGAACCUACUACGAAAAUGGCACAGAAGAAAAUAGCGCCGAAGAAAAUGGCACAGAAAAAAGCACCAAAACGACUUGAACCAAUGGAAAACCUUGAAGUGGUCGAAGAGGAUUGUCUGCCAUCAUCCGUUAAGCAACAGAAGAAAGAAGAUAAGGCAGAAGAGGGAAAAACUGAGAUUGGACAGAACUAUGAAGAGUGGAAGAGGAAAAUUCUGGAAAAUGCUUUGAAAUCGAAUGCAGAGAAAUGUGAUUCGUAGAUGGCCUUGAAGAUAUCUUUCUUUCUUUUUUUUACCUUUAGAAUUGUUUUAUUGAUUGGCCAUCGUUAGGAAUUGGGUUUGACAAUUAUAGGCAUUAUAGUUAACAACAUGGCUUUACCGUUGUUCAAUGUCAACUAUUUAUUGUGUCCUAAUUGAAUGUUUUUCCCCAAUGUUUGCAUUAAAGAAUUCAAUGACAUUCUUUCCUUCAAGGAAUUAUGAAUUUCCAAGUAAGACCGGAUAGUAGGGAGGGACAUAUCGGUUCGGUGACUCGACCUCUUAGUGUGCUAACCCCUUUAAGGACUUCAACCUGUAGUUCUAUGCUACACGUCAUUCCCCCUCUUCUUGAACCAACUUGUCUUUCUCGUUUCACAGUCCUUUCCAAAAAGAAAAAAAGAAUACAACCCUUUCCACCCUUACCAAGUGUAUGCCCUAAUAACCUAGGGCAGACUCUUGUUUAAGUGUGUUCGAGAUGCAUCGUAUACCAACCACACUUGCAAAGUGGGAAAUCUAUCAGCUUUCUUGCGACAGAUCACAGAGGCACGCCCUCUUUUGGUCGGUCCCACUCGUGCUGCUGAGAAUCAACCGAGUUCAGGGAUGAUAACCGUACUACUCGACAAACAAAUAUUGCUGCACCCGUAAUGAAUGAGAUUUAUUUUCUUGGUAUUUGUACCACGUUGGUCGUUUUUAAUGUCGAUUUUAUAAUGCUCUUACACAAUUGAUUACAUUGCUGAUUUAAUCCGGUCACCGAUUUAUGCAUUGCAGUCUUUCUGUGCGUGCAAUGCAAUGUAACAUUUUGUUGUUUGUAUUGAGCUGGUUUGCUAAAGAGGCUAAUGUAGCUGACAAUAACAAUGACCUGCCAAUUACUUUCCUUCCCCUACUCGUCAUGUAACGAUGCCCACAAAGACAAACGGGAACGCUAUAAGUGCUACAAGCCAGGAAAUAACGUCACAAGAGCAACUCCUGCGGGGGGUUCUAGAUUUGCUAGAUUUGGGUUCUUUCUGCAGGCUAUGAACGUUCAAUAUUAUGGUUUGAUGCACUAUAACGGUUAUGGAGAAUGAGGGAAUUAUUGGCAGAUUAAACGUGUAGUUUUUAAAUCCAUAAAAAUUGUUAGCCAGAAACUGAAUUACGUAAACAAAUCGGCCUUUCGGGUUUUUAGUAAAGUUGUAAACGUUGUUUGGCAAUUUUUCAUUUUAUCUUCACUGUUCACAGCUGAUUCAGUUUUAUUCUGUCGUCCAUUGACAUUGUUCGAUCUCUGACACGCCAGCUAGGAUAAAUGAUUUACAUAUGAUGCGGUAAUUUGCAAAGGAGUCAUGCAAAGGAGAUGAGUCCUAUUUGGUUAUCAUUUUUUAAUAACGCAUCUAUCUAGCCAAUUUUUAUUGCCACCUUUCAAAUGUAUAGAAAAUACAAGCUUACACUGUACAGUCCCAAAAUUGGGAUGGCAGAAAAAAGAAGCAACAGUUGUAACACCAGAGAUAAUUGUAUAUUACCUCUAGGUUCACAUGUACUAACAGAAGGGAGCUGUGACCCACAAAUGCUCGGUGCCCUCUCCA